This is a messenger RNA of Cydia fagiglandana, 1701 nucleotides long. RefSeq names its product something about silencing protein 10 (gene Sas10). Gene Ontology annotation, cellular component: small-subunit processome; nucleolus. Gene Ontology annotation, biological process: maturation of SSU-rRNA from tricistronic rRNA transcript (SSU-rRNA, 5.8S rRNA, LSU-rRNA). The transcript has 2 exons. Lineage: Eukaryota; Metazoa; Arthropoda; Insecta; Lepidoptera; Tortricidae. The record is from RefSeq and is a predicted model, not a curated record. The coding region runs from base 252 to 1643 and encodes 463 amino acids.
AUUGAGUUGAGUGAGUUGUCUUUUCUAUCGAAAAUAGAGCAUGAAAGACAAAUAUAAUAAUAUCGAAGCUAUUCAUCAUCGAACUCUUUAAUUACAAGUAACAGUGGUUUUCAGUAAAGCUAGUAAUCAGUGUACAUAAUUGCAGCUAAGAUAAAAAGGUUAUGGUGGCUUGCUACCACAGAUUUCAAAACCUAACCUAGGUCCCACAUGCAAUUUGAAGUUUAAUGAAUUAAAUCCAGUUUCCAGUCACGAUGGCUGAUAAAAUAAGAGUUGAUUCAAAAUUCGACAUGAAGGGCAACUAUGAGCCCUCUGCUUCGGAAGAUGAGUACUCUGAAGAAGAAAAAGAACUACUGGAAAAGGUGCGUAAAAGGAAACACCAAAACUCUGACAGUGAGGAAGAGAUGUACGCAUUCUCAGAGUCUGAUGAGGACUCCGAUGGUAAAAAAGAUGAUUUAGGCAUUGCAGAUAGUGACGUAGAAGGGCAGGAAAAGUCAGACGAUGAUUUGCCCGACUCUAAAGCUUGGGGCAAAAACAAAAGGUCUUACUAUGCUACUGACUAUGUUGAUGAGGACUAUGGUGGCUUUGGAAACGAUGAAAGAGCAGCCCUUGACGAAGAAGAAGAGGCAAGAAAUAUUCAAAAAAGGCUUUUAGAACAACUUGGUGAAGAAGAUUUUACAGAAGACUAUAUCAAUAAACUUGCCGCCAAAGCUAAAGAUGCUGAGUCAGUUGUAAAAAGUGAUUUAAGUCAGAUGUCCAAGAGGCAAAAACUACAAUUACUAGAAAAGGAGAGCCCAGAGUUUGCCGGUUUGAUUGAUGAUUUUAAAUCUAAACUGACAGUGGCUAAAGAUGAUUUACAUCCAGUUUUAAGGCUUGUCAAUGAUGGAAAACUACCACAAUGUCCAGCUUCAAAAUUUGUAAAGACUAAUUUUGAUCUUAUCCUAAAUUACUGCACUAAUAUUAGUUUCUAUUUAUUACUUAAAAGUCAAAGAAUCAACAUACAGAAUCAUCCAGUUAUCAAAAAGCUUUACCAGUACAGACAGAUGUUAAAUAAGAUGGAGCCUAUCUACCUCGAAGUGGUGAAGCCCCAAAUAGACAAUAUAUUACAUGCUGUUAGCAACAACUUAGAAUUACAAGUUACAGAGCAAAAGGAGGUAAGCAAGAAACGCAAAUCAGAGAAUGUACCUGCUGAACCAACAUCAAAGAAACUUAAACUUAUUUCUGCUUUGGAGAAAGAUGAAGGAGAAGACACAGGUGUAUCGGAUAAUGAAGAUGAAUAUGAAGACAAUCAAUCUGAAGUUGAUCAUGUUGCUAAGAAUAAUGAUGAAUCUGAAGAAAGUGGAUUCUCAGAUAAUGAUGCCCUACCUCAAGAGAAGGAUGAUAGUAAACCUUCCACAUCACACGACAUUGUACCUGUUGAUGGAGAUAAGCGAGAAAUUACUUAUCAGAUAGCCAAGAACAAGGGUCUAACUCCACAUAGGAAGAGAGAGCAGAGAAAUCCUAGAGUCAAACAUAAACUCAAGUACAGGAAGGCUAAGAUCAGGAGGAAGGGAGCAGUCCGUACUCCUCGCACUGAGGUAACUAGGUAUGGUGGUGAAGCCUCAGGUAUUAAGGCUAAUGUGAAAAAGAGCAUUAAAAUUAAGUAAUGAAUACAUGCUUAUGUAUUUUAUUAUUAUAUUUUGUACAAUAAAGUUAUGUACUGCA